Messenger RNA from Cydia fagiglandana, 3841 nucleotides. RefSeq lists its product as uncharacterized. The transcript has 10 exons. The record is from RefSeq and is a predicted model, not a curated record. Lineage: Eukaryota; Metazoa; Arthropoda; Insecta; Lepidoptera; Tortricidae. Bases 69 to 2861 code for a protein of 930 amino acids.
UUUAAAUCGUUUUAUAAAUUUAUGUAAAUAAUAUUCUCCUAUAUGAAUAGGAGAAUAUUAUUUACAUUAUGAUUAUGAAACUUAGUUUCCCUUACAUAGUUAACAUGACAAGAACUAACAAAGCUGCAUACAAGAAACAUCAGUGGUCAGGUGGAAAAAGGAAACGGCGUCAAGUCCAAGCUGCCUUACAACACCAUUAUGGCACCAAUUCAAGAAACGUGGCUUGGCGUAAUGUUCAAAUGAAUAACCCACCUGACGUCACGAUGUGUGACGAUCCGUCAAAUGCCCAAACGGUGAUAAAUAAUGGUUCAACUAAUGCUGAAAUCCCACUAAAAACGUACGCAAAUAAGAAUCCACCAACUGUUCGUUUUGAAGCCCCAAUCACGUCGACCUCAAGCACACCUCGAGCAGUUGGCGAUGAAGCACCUGCAAAACAGGUCGAAGUAAACUGGCCAAAUCCUGACCCGGACGUGGAAAGUCACCAACUGUUGGUAGAGACGGUUCCCCACGAAACUUUAGGCGAUCUAUCUGGCUAUCGGAUUGUGGACAUUAACCAUGUCCUCCAAUGGGCUUUUAUCGUUGAAAGGCACAAAAACAGCUGCCCAGGUUCGACCAUAAAAUUUGUCAAAGAGACUAGAAACGGGUUUAAUAGUGUUCUAACAUUUCAAUGUCAGAUUUGCGGAAAGGUCUUCAAAAAUUCGACUGAAAAAAAUGAAGACAUUAAUAAAGCCUUCGUAUGGGGCACAGUAUCGGCCGGCAGCUACUACGCUGCUACAGCACACCUUACCAGCUGUAUGGAUAUCCCAACAAUGUCGAGCAAUAAAUUUCGCUCCAUUGAAAAAGAAUUGGGGGAGGUUUGGGAAAACCAUUUAACUGAAGUAAUUAUGAAAGCUGGACAAGAAGAACGAGACAUUGCCAUUCAAAAGGGACAAAUUAACGAGAACGGAUUGCCAUAUACGACAGUGUAUCUCGAUGGAGGUUGGCUCAAACGAUCAUAUGGUCAUAAUUAUAAUUCAUCAUCUGGAAUGGCUUGUAUUAUUGGAAAGGAAACAAAGAAGUGCUUAUUCCUAGGGAUACGUAAUAAGUAUUGUUACCACUGCCAAUAUUACGAGAAAAAAAAUAUGAAGCCAACAGAACAUGUCUGUUUUAAAAAUUUCAAUGGACCUUCAACAGCUAUGGAGGCAGACAUAGUCAUUGAAGGCUUUAAAAAAAGUGAAGAAAUGCAUGGACUGCAAUAUAAAUCCUUCAUUGGUGACGGCGAUUCAUCCGUUUAUGCCCAUAUAAAAAAAAAUAUACCGUAUGGACAUAAAGUCACUAAAAUCGAAUGCAAAAAUCACCUCGUCAAAAAUUAUACCGCGGGCUUGUAUAAGAUUUUGACUAAUACAAAGCUACCCCUGCUAGGUAGAAAUAUGCUAAAGCCAAGAAUUGAGAAUUUGACCAUUGUGACAAGAAAAGUAAUCAUCCACUGUCACAAAGAUCCGAAUCGCCUUCGAAAAGAUUUGAAGAACGUGGCCUAUCACGUUUACGGCCGUCACAUGGAGUGUCAACCAUAUUAUUGUAAUUACACAGAGGCCAAUGACGAACACCCAAAAGUAAAUGAAGACAAAGAUCUCGUGACAAUAAUGACAACCAAGGCACCUGGAGUUUGGGCAAACAUCUGUGCCGCUAAUGAACAUAUUUUAUCUAAGUCCCACAGAGUGAGUAAUGAGACCACGAACGUAGCAGAAAACUUUAUGAGCUUGGUGAAUAAAUUCACUUGCGGCAAGCGACUCAGCCUUGGAAAAGGUGGUUCGUAUCAAAGAAGAGUCCUUCUUGCAGGUUUGUCACAAACGACUGGAUAUAGUUGGCACAAACAAGCAUGGCUUAAAACCUCCAGCCAUAAUAUUGGCCAACAUUUCCAACUUUACAUAAAAAGGAAAGAACUUAUCCGGAUGCGACGCCAAAGAUGUCCAAGGACGCGCAAUUUUAAACCUACUGUCAUUAAACCCGACAAAGACUAUGGUCCCAAAGCAUGCGAUCCUGUUGACUUGAGCCGAGAAGAUAUAAAAAGAAUAGGGCAAGAAAAGCUUAUGGAACUGCAAGUGACACCCGACCAAAUCGCUGAAAUAGAGCAACAAACUAAAGAUCAGCAUGAUAACGAACUCUACAACGUGAUCAGGAGUGAUAGAUUGACUGCAAGCCAAUUCGGGAUGGUAUGCAAACGACGAAAUAAAACUCCUUGCCACAAUCACGUGAAACAAAUUUUGUAUAAAAACAAUAUUUUAACAUCUGAUAUGAAAUACGGGCAGCAUAACGAAGCUGUUGCAAGGACUCUUUUUGAAACCACAACGAAUAAAAAAGUGGAACGUGCGGGUUUAUUUAUUGAUAAACAAUACGGAUUCCUAGGCGCAAGUCCAGAUGGUAUCAUUAUUGAUGAGAAUGCUCUACUUGAAAUAAAAUGCUUUCCAUCACUGAAAAGAAGCCAAGAAAGCAUUGAAACCGCGGCUGAAAGCCGCGGAAAUAAGUUUUGCUUGAAAUAUAAUAAGGAAGGUAAAUUGGUUAUGAACACAAACCAUAAUUAUUAUUACCAGGUGCAAGGACAACUGCGUAUUGCUGACAUGGCAAAAUGUUAUUUUGUCUGUUUUAUUGACCCUGGGAUAAAUAUGACUAUAAUCGAAGUAGACCGAGACGAGGACUUUAUACACAAUAUGAUACCAAAACUCGUAUCUUUUUACAAGAACUGCAUCGUCCCCGAGCUCAUUCUGCGAAGAGUUCCAAAAAACCAAAAAUGCGUCGAAAUUUCAGACUUGCCUGGUACGUUACAGAUUUAUUUAAGAUUUACCCAGGAUGGAACAGAGGUGGUAUAUUUAUUCAAAGUGUAGUUGAAUUGUUGUUUUUGUACACAAAUUGUAUAUCCGUUUGCCUGAUUCAGUCCUAGAUAUAUACUUCUUACUUUUAGUUCAUCUGAUGUUGGAGCCAGGAGGUUGAUUUGCUAACUCAAUCUACUAGAGUUCAAUUUGUUCAAAAAGUCCUUCACAUUAUCUUUAGCAUAGUCAACGAUGGAACUAUAAAGAAAGAGAGAAAUUGGGCGUCUUUUGUUGUUUUACAGAAUUAAUAUAAUAUUCAUUCCUAUGUAUAGUUAUCAUUAUUUAAAUGAACUCAACACGGGAUGAGCUGUGGUUAAAGUAUAAUUUGUGUUAAUUUAUAGUCAAUAAUUAGUUUUUGGUAAAAAAAAACAUUUUUGGUUUGGUAUAUGUUAUUAUCAAUGACUGCAGUUUUCUUUCCAUAGGCAACAAACAACAACAUUCAGACAAAUCUAAUAAUCCCAAACACAAUUAGCUUGCGUUGUUUUAUCACAGAGUUCCCAUAGACACCUUCUGUGUUCAUCAUCAAAUCAGCUCUAUGUCAUAAUAAUAUUGCAUAUUGUCAUUGUAUUAUGAGUGCAAAAUAUCAACUCAAUCGGAAAUCGGCUAGUAAGCCUUAUUUAGCUUCCAAAAUUUGACCUACACUAACAUACAUACUUAUGGCGUUAUUCAUAAAUAUAGGUAUUCAUAAAACAUUUAAUUUCAAGUACUUUUAACUAUUGUAAUUUCGACUAGAUUUUUUAAACUUUUUUAUCCUUUCCUAUAAUCAAUUAUGAUCGUUUUUAGCUGAUCAUCAAAAACAAUAAACGUCGGACAACGGACAGUUCACGUCACGUCAUCCCUGUAAAGAUGAAAAAAAAAUAGUAUAGUAUUUGUAAAUAUAUACUCAUGUACAUAGUAAAAUCAUGUUGUUUAAUUGAUAGUGCCUACAAAAAGAAAAUACGUUUAUUUCCAUUAUUUAUCCAAUGUUUCGCCCUGAAAACUCUGAAAUACAUGCU